Ylistrum balloti is the source of this 6506-nucleotide messenger RNA. RefSeq names its product DDB1- and CUL4-associated factor 5-like. Lineage: Eukaryota; Metazoa; Mollusca; Bivalvia; Pectinida; Pectinidae. The transcript is spliced from 9 exons. Gene Ontology annotation, cellular component: Cul4-RING E3 ubiquitin ligase complex; cytoplasm. Gene Ontology annotation, biological process: negative regulation of fatty acid biosynthetic process. The record is from RefSeq and is a predicted model, not a curated record. Gene Ontology annotation, molecular function: protein binding. Bases 61 to 2421 code for a protein of 786 amino acids.
UUUCUUGUGAGAUGAAAAUCGUAUCGUUUUAAAUGUGCUAGUCAUCGGUAACACCUUAAGAUGUCUGGACGUUCGUCUAAAUGUAGAAAGGAGGUUGUUUACAGCACGCUGUCUUAUGUAGCGGGUCGCGGAGUGGACAAAAAAUGUAAACAACCAGAGCGGCUUAUGAUGAGACAUCGGAUUCGGUGUGCUCGCGGACUGUAUCGAAAAGAUCUAAAAGAACACUAUGGUUGUGUCAACGCUAUAGAAUUCUCCAAUGGCGGCGGUCAGUCGAUUGCAUCAGGUGGUGAUGAUCGUCGUGUUUUAUUAUGGAAUGUCCAGAGCGCACUCGCUAACAUUGGCAAACCAGUCUUCAUGAAGGGUGAACACAACAGCAACAUAUUCUGCCUUGCCUUCGAUUAUGAAAACAGAAAGAUAUUUUCUGGUGGAAAUGAUGAGCAAGUAAUUGUGCAUGAUAUUUCAACGGGAGAUACUUUGGAUGUGUUUACACAUGAGGAUGCUGUGUACAGUCUUAGUGUCGACCCCAACAAUAUCAGUGUGUUUGCUAGCGCAUGUGAUGAUGGACGUAUCCUUGUGUAUGACAUUCGUGAACCACCUAGCAGUGACCCAUUUUGUCUUGCUAAUUACACCUCCUCAAUGCAUGCUGUUAUGUACAACCCUGUGGACCCCCGUCUUUUAGCAACAGCAAACGCAAAGGAAGGCAUUGGUCUUUGGGAUAUCCGAAAACCUCGCAGCUGUCUGCUACGGUAUGGAGGUGGAUAUGUGCAGCAGAGCUGUAUGAGUGUGCGAUUUAGUCGGUCUGGUGAGCAUCUCCUGGCCCUGCGACGACGCCUUCCCCCUGUCCUCUAUAACAUAUCAAGUUCACAGCCUCUGUGCGAGUUUGACCACAGUGGAUACUAUAAUUCCUGCACCAUGAAGAGUUGUACAUUUGCUGGAGACAAUGACCAGUAUGUUUUAUCAGGAUCUGAUGACUUCAAUCUGUACAUGUGGAAAGUUCCAGAAAAUCUGUCAAAACGACAAUAUGUGAAUGAUGCCCAUAUGAUACUGAAAGGUCAUAGGUCAAUUGUAAACCAGGUGCGAUUCAAUCCUGCAAAUCACCUAAUCAUCUCCUCCGGAGUGGAAAAGAUUGUUAAGGUUUGGAGCCUGUUUGACAUGCCUAACAGUGAGGGAGGCCUGGGAGAGGAAGAUCCUCCACCCCUCUCAGUUGGGGAGAGAUCUGUCUAUACACAUGAGGAAUACAUCAACCUGGUGCUCCAGAGUGGUCACGUGAUGACUCACGAUUACUCUAGUCACUCAACAGAGGAAGAUCCACGUAUGAUGGCGUUCUUUGAUUCUCUCGUCCAGCGUGAGCUUGAAGGCUGUUCAUCUGAAGAUGAUCUGUCCAGUAGUGAGCAAGAGUUGUAUGAACGAAUUAUCCAGCUGUCACAUUCAGAAGUGUCUAAUAGUUCAGAAUCAGAAUCUGGUGUCAGUCGAAGUAUGACCAAUAAUAAUACUAGUGAUGGCAAUUAUGAGGAAGAUUCAGCAUUCAGUCCAUUCAGUAUUGCAUUUGCAAGUGUAGUUGCUGUUCAGACGUCUCGUAGCAUGGAGGAACAAUCAUCUGGUAUAUCAUUAGAUACAUCCUUAGACACAUCUGGGGAUAAUCAAAACUUAAACCUUUCAGAUGAUAAUGCAAGUUUGAAUACUACACAGUCAAGCUCACAGAGACCAACUAUCACCAGUGGAAAUGCUAGGAGAAGCAUCUCUGAGCUCAUUGUAAAACGUAAAGAGGUAAAGAGGCAAGCUAGCAAGGCUCUGAAGAAUAAACAGAGGAAACGAAGAAGGCCUCGAUCAUCUAGUUCUGAAUCAAGUGAUGGAGAACAAAGUAAAACAUCCAGUAGCACUGUUCAGUCUGUUGGCCAUCCAGAAAAUGUGCUUUCAGCACAAAGACAGAAAGCUCAGAUCAGGCUUAAAAGGCUUCAGCAACUUAGAAACAACAUCUUAAAUAGUGAAUCAGAUGAUAGUGGUAAUGAAGAGCUUUCUGUGGCAGAAACAUGCAGUAAAAAGCCAUGCACAGAACAGAACAGUUCUGACAAUGCUGGAAAGGAGGAUGGGGAAAGAUCGUGUAAAGAUGAUACCCAGGGUGUUAGUAAUGGUAAAUCGGUGCCAGGUAAAAGUAAAGAGGGUUCAGAACUUGGCCCUUACCUCCAUGAAACAGACUUUAAUAACCAACCAUCCACAUCCACUCAGAUCGGAAUGAUAGCUAAUUCUCAUAUACAAAACUCUUGUGACAAAAUGUCGGUGACAGCCACAAAUAGCAAUAUUGAAAAUGAAAGCUCUGGAGGCAGUCAUUCCAAUCUAACAGAAUUCAAAAGAUUCAAGAAAUGGACAAAAGCAUCUAAGCGACAGUAUCGUCAACAUGGAUCAGAUAAUGACGAGUUAUGAGCACUUGUAUACUUGUGGUAAAAGACUGUCUCCUUAACAUCUGGGUAACCUUAUGUUGUUAAAUUUGGUAUCAGAUAUGCUUGUUUUCCUUACCUAAAUCUGCUGAUGACUUAGCUUUAUAUACCACAGGUAUUUGAUCAAAUCAAUUAACCCUGGCUGUUAAUAGGAUGUAAAGCAGAAAUAAAUUACACUAUGUUAAUUGUUACCAGACAGCUUAGAUUUUACCAUAAUAGUAUUUACCCUUCAUUAAGCCCACAGCCCCAACAUAUUGUCCAUAACUAGUCGGGAUGGGGGUUAGACUUACUAACUAUAAAUAAGCUUCUGUUUUAUUUAACAGUAAUAGAUAGGGAGGAAGGUUUACUGCUGGAUGAAUAUUGUGUGGUUGGCUUGUGUAGUGUGACAUAUUAGUGUUCCAGAAAUUGGGAUAUUUGGCUGUCAGUCAUCUGUAUGCGAGUAUGAUUGUUUGAAAUCAAAACAUUAAUUGCCUAUUGCUUAUGGUAUGUAUUGCAGCUGUCGAUAAACAACCCAAAUAUGGUCUGUAAUUUAGACACUCAGAGUCAAAAAGGAAAUGUAGUUAAUAUAUUUGUUGAUUGUUUUCAAGAUUUUUUCCCCAUGCCUGAUCAUUUUCAUGUCAAAUUUAAUAUCUACUGUGUAAUAUUGAAUGCUCCAAUUUCUGCUGCUGGUAGAUUUGAACUGUAACAAAUACAUCAGGUAUCUUUAUGUACAGUGUACCACCUAAUAAAUACCUAUAUUCUCUUGCUAUUGAAUAUUUCCAAGUCCUCCUGUUGUGUUAGGUUUAUGCUACCAUUAAUAUCAUACCUAAUAAUCAUCAAUAUUCUUUUGCUAUUGAAUAUUUCUGAGUCAUCCUUUUGUGUUACAUUAAUGUUAUCAUGAAUGUCACACUUAAUAAUCACCGGUGUUCUCUUGCUAUUGAAUAUUUCUUAGUCAUCUUUUUGUUUUACAUUUAUGCUAUCAUGAACACCAUACCUAAUAAUCACCCAUAUUCUCUUGCUAUUGAAUAUUUCCGAGUCCUCCAUUUGUGUUAGGUUUAUGCUACCAUGAAUGUCAUCCCUAAUAAUCAAUCAUGUUUCCUUGCUGAUGAAUAUUUCUUAGUCAUCCUUUUGUGUUACAUUUAUGCUAUCAUGAACGCCAUACCUAAUAAUCACCCAUAUUCUCUUGCUAUUGAAUAUUUCCGAGUCCUCCAUUUGUGUUAGGUUAUGCUACCAUGAAUGUCAUACCUAAUAAUCAUCCAUGUUUCCUUGCUGAUGAAUAUUUCUGAGUCAUCCUUUUGUAUUAUGUUUUGUUACCAUGAAGUUACACUUGAUAAUCACACAUGUACCUUGCUGUUGAAUAUUUCUGAGUCAUCCUGUUGUCUUACGUUUAUGCUAUCAUGAAUGUCACACCUAAUAAUCACCCAUAUUCUCUUGCUAUUGAAUAUUUCUAAGUCCUGUUGUGUUAGGCUUAUGCUACCCUAAAUAUCAUACCUAAUCACCACCCAUAUUCUUUUGCUAUUGAAUAUUUCCGAGUCCUUUAUUUGUGUUAUGUUUAUGCUACCAUGAAUGCCACACCUAAUGAUCACCCAUAUUCUUUUGCUAUUGAAUAUUUCUGAGUCCUCCUGUUGUGUUAGGUUUAUGCUAUCAUGAAUGUCAUACCUAAUAAUCACCCGUGUUCCCUUGCUAUUAAAAAUCUUUGGGUUGCCCAUUUUUGUUAUGCCUAUGCUAUAUGGGCUAUGAAUUGCCCACUGAGUUUAUGAUAAGCUAGAUGUGAUGUGAAGAUGUGCAGACAUCAUUCCCUUAUAGGUGCUGUUUGAAAAAUUCCAGGGGAGGAUAUUGUUUUCCGUGUGUCCAUUCAUCUGGCAAUAAAAUUUAACAGCAUUACCAGACAUGGUGUUUGUAACUGUUUCACUUCUUUAAUCCCAAGUUCAGAAUGAAUUUAAAGGUCAUAUUUGCUCAUUAUGACUCAAUGUAAGUAAGUAGGUGAUAUUUCAAGGAUUUAUAUGUAGGAUGGUAAGAUAACUUCUCACAAACUCACAUUUUCAAGUGUGUACCGAGUAUGUAAGUACAUGGUCAUGGUCAUAUUGAGCUUAAAAUUUGAACUUGUUCAUCCAAGACUUUUAAAAGCACCAUUGGUGACUAAUUAAGUUAAAUACAUUGAACACAAUGUAAUGGUACCUCCUAGAAGUAGUGUGUCAUAUAUUUAAGGUAUUUAAUUGGUUUUUAUUUAAUAUCUGUCUGUUAACUUUUUUUAUUAUAAAAAUUUCUUCAAGUCAUGAAAGACUGAACAUACACUGGCCAAAUUUGGUCUGAAGCAUCCUUGAGGGAAGCACAACCAAGUUUGUAUAAAUUUUGGCUCUCAGCUCCCAGAGGCCUCAGGUGCAGGGCCAAAAAGGAGAAACUUACCAAAUUCUUCAAAAUCUUGAAUGGAUAUUGUCCAAAUUUGGUCUGAAGCAUUCUUGGGUGAAGGGAAAUCAAUCUUGUACAAGGAAAAGGUCUCAGCCCCCUGAGACCAGCUGAAGGAGCAUGGCCUAAUGUGGGAAAUAGAGUAAAGUCUUUAAAAUCUCACUACACCUGGUAAAUUUUGGCCACUUGCAAGGAAGGGGUGGGGCCCAAUAGGAGAAAUAGAGGCAAGAGGAAUGAGGCUCAAUUGGGGAAAUCAAAUAUUUUUUUUAAUUCCUUCUUCUGUCCAAGGAUGUUGUCCAAGGUUGGUUUAAACCAGUUCUUAGCAAUAGUGGAUCUGACUUAUUAGCCAGGUGAGUGAUGCAGGUCCAUUGGGCCUCUUGUUGUAAAUAUGUUAUCUGUAAUGAUUAGUUUCCAAAUUUAUUGCAUAACUUAACUUUGAUCUUGCUUGAAUGAUUGAAAAAAUGUUUUUUCCAUCUUUGAUUUUUUCCUUAGACUUAUAAAAAAUGAGUUUUAGGUGAGUUUUAGGUUAAUUUUAGGACAAAUGAAUUGCAUUUUUGGAUGAUUUUAGCCCACCUGGCACAAAGGGUUCAAUAAAAGAAACGUAAUAAGCUUUUAAAAAUCCUUCCUUCUUACAAGGAUAUUGUCAAAGUCUUGUCUGAAGCAUUCUUUGGAGACUGAAACUCAAUUUUUACAAACAGUGGUUUUGAUUUCCAUUUCACCACUAGGCUGGAGCCGAACAGAAAAACUAUUUCAGAAAUUUGUCAUCAUUUCAGUUCUUUUUUAAAUGACUGAAUAUCUGAAAUAGCCAGGGUAGUGAUACAUGUUCCAUGGGCCUCUAGUUCUGCUGUUGUGAAGCUGAGUUACUUGUUUAGCUACAUUUUGUAAAGUACAUAUGCUAUUUUUAGUUUAAUCCAUGUACAUCUGUAAGACCAACUGUCCUUUAAAAUAAGAAACAUUGGUGAUUUUUGAUAAUUAGGUAUAUGCAUUACGAAGGUGAACUAAUAUUUGUAAUCAUGUGGUUCAGACCUCCAACGGGCCACAGGAACAGGGCAAAAAGGAGCCGAAAUGACUAAAAAUCUUCUUCUCAGCACUAAGAUAUGGUAGAAUAUUAUACUCUUUAUGAGAAGAAGGAUCUUAAGGUCCUUUCCCAGAAUUGUGGAUUUCAUAACCUCAGGGUCACACCAUUUGACCUUAUUGGAAGGGGUAAAUCUGACAAUAGUUUAUACAGAAAAAACGACAUUUUUAAGCAUAACUUAAUUAAAUUCCAUUAGAAACAAUUCCAGUUUGGUUAGAAAUAUUAAAAUGAAGUGGCAGUUGAUACAUAUUUUACAUUAAUUAUUUGCAUUAAACAUAUAAUUUAGUUUGAGUUAGCCUACAUUCUUAACAACAUUGUUUCUAGGACAUAUGUUACAACAACCAAAUUGACAGCACUUAUAGAACUGUUAAGGCCAUUUACAUACCUUGGUGAUAUGUUAAGCUUUGUAGAACCUACCCAUAUAUAAUGGAAUCAGAUACCAAGAUUCACACCUACCGACCCUAAGCACAUGUUGUAUGUAUGGGUAGAUAUUUAUGUUGUUUAUUGCUUUCAGUGACUUUGUUAUGGAGGAGGUCAAAUGUAAAUUGAUAAUCUUUAGAUAUCGUGUAUCAAAAUGAAAUCUGCACAUCAAUAAAAACUGUAAAGAAUAA